Molecule: messenger RNA, 3272 nt
Organism: Hydra vulgaris (swiftwater hydra)
Lineage: Eukaryota; Metazoa; Cnidaria; Hydrozoa; Anthoathecata; Hydridae
Molecular function (GO): transmembrane monodehydroascorbate reductase activity; heme binding
Source: RefSeq, a predicted model, not a curated record
CCGAACUUUGUUUGAAUAAUCAAUUAAUAAUUGUAAAAACAGUUUUUAAAAUAAAUUCAAAAAAAAAGUGAAAUAAAAUCAUUAGAACUUUUUAAAAAUAAAGAAAUCAUGAGUUAUAUUAUUAUAUUUACUUUGGUUUAUUCAAUGGCGUUAUCCGAAGAGACAUCAAUGAUUACAACUGAAGAUUGCUACAAAACUGCAGACUGUUUUCUUCUUCCUGAGUACUGCACAAAUAGUGACAACUGUGAUGUUCUAGUGAAAUACAAUUUCGAUUCAAUCAGCAAAGUGAUCUUUAUUACACUAGCAACAAACGGAAAAUGGGUUGGCUUUGCACAAACAAACAAUUUAAAUAUGGCACAAAAAAUGCAAAAUAUAAAAGGCGAGAUUUGUUUCAACAAUAAUACAGUUGCAACGUUAGUCAAUUUUCAUGCAUUGCGUAAUACAAGACCUUUAUUUUCUGCUGUAGUAAGUGGAAUCAAUGUUAAAGAAAUGUAUAUAUUGCCAAGUGGCAGUGUUGUUUGUAAAUACAGUCGAAGUUUGUUUGCUUCUAUUUCCAGUGAAGAAUAUAUGUUUUCCCUUAAUGAGACCGUUGAUGUUGUCUAUGCUCAUGGAACCAGAGUAGGGGGUGAUGGCUACCCUAGUUAUCAUGGAAAAAUGAACCAUAGUUAUUACUCUGAAAAAGUUGACAUGAAGAAAAUACGUUCCAGAAGUGAGAGUUUGAUAACAACUGAAGAUUGCUACAAUACUGCAGAUUGUUUUCUUCUUCCUGAGUACUGUACAAAUAGUGACAACUGUGAUGUUCUUGUUAAAUAUAGUUUUGAUUCUGUUAAAAGCAUGUUCUCAGUUACUUUAGCAACAAAUAAAAUAUGGGUUGGUUUUGCACAAACAUACAAUUUAAAUAUGACACAAAAAAUGCAAAAUAUAAAAGGAGAGAUUUGCUUCAAUAAUAAUUCUAUUGCAUCCAUAGCUAAUUUUCAUGGACUGCGUAACACAAAACCAAAUUUUUCUUCAUUACAAAAUGGAAUCAAUGUAAAAGAAAUGUAUGUAUUGCCAAGUGGCAGUGUUGUUUGCAAAUAUUACAGAAGUUUGUUAGCUCCAGUUGACAGUGAAGAGUAUAUGUUUUCUCUUGACAAGCCAGUAAAUGUUGUCUAUGCAUAUGGAAUGAAAUUAAGAAAUGAUAGUUACCCUAGUUAUCAUGGGCCUAAAAAUCAUAGUUAUUAUUCUGAAAAGGUUGACAUGAAAAAAAUAAGGCCAAGAAGUGAUAGUAUGAUAACAACUGAAGAUUGCUACAAUACUGCAGAUUGUUUUCUUCUUCCUGAGUACUGUACAAAUAGUGACAACUGUGAUGUUCUUGUUAAAUAUAGUUUUGAUUCUGUUAAAAGCAUGUUCUCAGUUACUUUAGCAACAAAUAAAAUAUGGGUUGGUUUUGCACAAACAUACAAUUUAAAUAUGACACAAAAAAUGCAAAAUAUAAAAGGAGAGAUUUGCUUCAAUAAUAAUUCUAUUGCAUCCAUAGCUAAUUUUCAUGGACUAGGUAACACAAAACCAAAUUUUUCUUCAUUACAAAAUGGAAUCAAUGUAAAAGAAAUGUAUGUAUUGCCAAGUGGCAGUGUUGUUUGCAAAUAUUACAGAAGUUUGUUAGCUCCAGUUGACAGUGAAGAAUAUAUGUUUUCUCUUGACAAGCCAGUAAAUGUUGUCUAUGCAUAUGGAAUGAAUUUAAGAAAUGAUAGUUACCCUAGUUAUCAUGGGCCUAAAAAUCAUAGUUAUUAUUCUGAAAAAGUUGACAUGAAAAAAAUAAGGCCCAGAAGUGAUAGUAUGAUGGAUUUUUCUAAAUGUGGAAAAGAGUUGAAUUGUUUUCUAAAGCCUGUUGGUUGUAUAAAAACCUGUAAAGUUGCAGCAACAUUUAAAUAUGACCCAAAUUCAGAGAAAGUUGUUUUCCAACUAUGGGCAAGCAAGUCAUUAAAAUAUGUUGCAUUUGGACAAAAGCCAAAUAAUAACAAUAAUUUUAUGAUUAAAAUUCGUGGUGAGUAUUGUUCCCGAUCACAAGUAGUAGGUUUUGGUCAUUUUAAUGGUAACAACUUGAAUAAAGCUGGAACACCACAAUGGCUUUCUGAAGUAGACCAAGUCAAACUUCUUUUAUCAGAAGUCUUGCCUGAUGGCUCUUUUCUUUGUAGAUAUGAAAGGCCUUUAGUGUUGUCUAGCAAAAAUAUGGAUUACUUAUACGAUAUGAGUUAUCCUUUGUAUGCUGCAAUUGCUUUUGGAGAUUCUUUAUCAGGAGAUUUUCCUGACUACCACAAUGGUCAUGAAAUAUCUAGUAAUGCAAUCAAUUUUAAAGUAGUUAACGAUGUAAACAUUGACACUCUAUCUAUUCAAUUAAAAAAAGCUCAUGGAAGUCUAAUGGUACUGUCUUGGAUUUUGUUUGUAACUUGUGGUAUAUUUAUAUCCCGUUACAUGAAACCAUUUUUAACUAAUAAAAUAGCUGGUAAAGAUGCCUGGUUUCGAAUUCAUCACAUCUUCAUGCUGUUGGCUUUGCUGUGCAUGAUUGUUGGUUUUAUUAUAAUUCUAGUCGUUUUUCAAGGAAAGUUGUACUUGAAUGAUAUACAUCAUUGGCUUGGGUUCUCUGUUUUUAUUCUUGGGCUACUGCAGCCUGUACUUGCAACUUUUCGAUGUGCACCAGACCACAAAAAUCGUGUUAUAUUCAAUUGGGUUCACAGAUUUAUUGGAAUGACAGCUUGGUUAAUAGCAGUUUUAGCUGUUGUAUUUGGAUUGAAAAAAUUAUCAAUUGAUAUUGUUCCAAUCAUUGUAUUUGCAUGCAUUGUUCUUGUUUUAUUUAUUUCUCUUGAUAUCAUUCAACUGUUUCUUAUACGUAGUUCUGCUAUAGGAAGUUCUACAUAUGCAAAAUUCAUUUCCAAGUCUGACUCUGCUAACAAUUUAGAAGUCAAUGCGCAAGUAAAAAAGAAGAUUUCAAAGUGUCAUUUCAUCUUUAUGGCUACUAUUUAUACGAUAUCUUGCGGGGUAGCAAUAUAUUACGUGGUUAUGAUAAUAAAAAAUUGAACCUUUUUAUUUUGAGAAAAUAGGCUUUUAGCAUAAUAUAAAAAAAAAAAAAAAAAUUAAAAAAAAAUUGAUUUUUUAUUAAAACAUAGUUUAAGGAUGUUCCUAAUGAAGGAAUGAAACAACAGUUUUCUGUAAAAAGAAAGAAAAAAAUUGUAAUUUAAUAAACAAAAUUUAUUGGAAAUUUAUUGUUAUGUGCUAUAAAUUAGUAAUUAAAUUUG